Messenger RNA from Ipomoea triloba (trilobed morning glory), 918 nucleotides. Its product is annotated as probable glutathione S-transferase. NCBI's taxonomy places the organism in Eukaryota, Viridiplantae, Streptophyta, Magnoliopsida, Solanales, Convolvulaceae. Bases 83 to 751 code for a protein of 222 amino acids. Gene Ontology annotation, molecular function: glutathione transferase activity. The transcript is spliced from 2 exons. The record is from RefSeq and is a predicted model, not a curated record. Gene Ontology annotation, cellular component: cytoplasm. Gene Ontology annotation, biological process: glutathione metabolic process.
GAAACUCCACAACUCAGCUUCAAUUCUUCCAAGCAAUAAGCCAAUAACACUACUCUACUAGAAAGAAUUAUUGAGAUAGAAGAUGGGUGAUGGUGAGGUGAUUCUGUUGGACUUCUGGUGCAGUAUGUUUGGGAUGAGGGCCAGGGUAGCACUAGCAGAGAAAGGGAUCAAGUACCAGUACAGAGAAGAGGACUUGGGUAACAAGAGCCCACUGUUGACACAAAUGAACCCGGUUCACAAGAAAAUACCGGUCUUGAUUCACAAUGGGAGACCAGUGUGUGAGUCUCUCAUUAUUCUCCACUACAUUGAUGAGGUUUGGAGUCACACAUCUCCACUGCUUCCCUCUCAUCCUUAUCACAGAUCCCAAGCUAGGUUCUGGGCUUCUUACAUUGAUGACAAGCUAUCUGAGUAUGGGCACAAAUUAAACACAAGUAAAGGGGAAGAACAGGAGGCAGCCAAGAAAGAUUUCAUAGAUUGCAUGAAGGUGUUGGAGGGAGAACUUGGGGAGAAGCCCUAUUAUGGAGGGGAAAGCUUUGGGUUUUUGGAUGUGGCACUCAUCACAUUCUAUCCAUGGUUUCUGGCUUAUGAGAAAAGUGGGAACUUCAGCAUGGAAUGUGUGUGUCCCAAGUUGAUUGCAUGGGCCAAAAGGUGCAUGCAAAGGGAGAGUGUUUCCAAGUCCCUUGCUGAUCCCUACAAGAUCUAUGAGUUUGUGCAGCAGAUUAGGAACACCAAAUUUGGAACUGAUGAAUAAUUCCCUGCAACUUCAAUGCACAAACCUUGAUAAAGGCUCCUAUUUUAUCUUUUUCUCAUCAUCUCUACUGUAUCCCAUUUCAUAUUAAUAAAGGCUCCUAUUUUAUCUUUUUCUCAUCUCUACUGUAUCCCAUUUCAUAUUAAUAAAGGCUCCUAUUUUUUCUUUUC